AUGAACUGUGUUUGCCGCCUGGUCCUGGUCGUGCUGAGCCUGUGGCCAAAUAGAGCUGUUGCCCCUGGCCCACCUCCUGGCCUCCCUCGAGCUUCGCCAGACCCUCGGGCUGAGCUGGACAGUGCUGUCCUCCUGACCCGCUCCCUCCUGGCGGACACUCGGCAGCUGGCCGCACAGCUGAGAGACAAAUUCCCAGCUGACGGGGACCACAAUCUGGAUUCUCUACCCACCUUGGCCAUGAGUGCAGGGGCACUGGGAGCCCUACAGCUUCCGGGUGUGCUGACCAGGCUGCGAGCUGACUUGCUGUCCUACCUGCGGCACGUGCAGUGGCUGCGCCGGGCAGGCGGCCCCUCCUUGAAGACCCUGGAGCCAGAGCUGGGUGCCCUGCAGGCCCGGUUGGACCGGCUACUGCGCCGGCUGCAGCUCCUGAUGUCCCGCUUGGCCCUGCCCCAGGUGUCCCCAGAUCCGCCAGCGCCACCCCUGGCUCCCCCUGCCUCAGCCUGGGGAGGCAUCAGGGCGGCCCAUGCCAUCCUAGGGGGGCUGCACCUGACACUUGACUGGGCUGUGCGGGGGUUGCUGCUGCUGAAGACUCGGCUGUGA
Molecule: messenger RNA, 600 nt
Organism: Cynocephalus volans (Philippine flying lemur)
Lineage: Eukaryota; Metazoa; Chordata; Mammalia; Dermoptera; Cynocephalidae
Gene: IL11
Product: interleukin 11
Exons: 5
Coding region: 1-600 (199 amino acids)
Biological process (GO): positive regulation of MAPK cascade; positive regulation of cell population proliferation
Cellular component (GO): cytoplasm
Molecular function (GO): cytokine activity; growth factor activity
Source: RefSeq, a predicted model, not a curated record